UUUACCAAAAGAGACCCAGUUGGACUCACUCGGGACCUCACCCCCACUUCCCCUCUUCUCCUCUCUUCCCACCACAAAGCCUCUCGUCUCAGACUCCUCCUCCUUCUCCCAAAACGGCAUUUCUCAUUCCUCAAAACGACACCCCUUUCCUGCACUGCCCAUUUCUCUAUCCCUCUAAAGGCAUGUUAUUCCCUCACUCUCUCUCUCCUCCUCCUCCUCCUUCUCUCCCAGCUUUUUCGUCUCUCUGUCACAUCCAUUAGAUAAACCCGUUGACUUUUUUCCUUCCUGCUUUGAUUUUUAGACGAAAUAAAAAAGAGGGAAGUAACGGAUUAUGGACCAAGCGGUUCUCGAUGAUAUUAUCAGGCGUCUUUUAGAGGUUAGGGGUAAGCCCGGAAAGCAGGUUCAGUUAUCCGAGGCUGAGAUCCGGCAGCUAUGUGUUGUUUCUAGAGAGAUUUUUUUGCAACAGCCUAAUUUAUUGGAGCUUGAAGCGCCCAUCAAGAUUUGUGGUGAUAUACAUGGUCAAUAUUCUGAUCUUCUGAGGCUGUUUGAAUAUGGUGGCUUACCUCCACGUGCAAAUUACUUGUUUUUGGGGGAUUAUGUCGAUCGAGGCAAGCAAAGUCUGGAAACAAUAUGUCUUCUCCUUGCAUACAAGAUAAAACAUCCUGAAAAUUUCUUCCUCUUGAGGGGAAACCAUGAAUGUGCUUCUAUAAACCGUAUAUAUGGUUUUUAUGAUGAGUGUAAGAGAAGAUUUAAUGUUAGGCUAUGGAAGAUAUUCACAGAUUGUUUUAAUUGCCUACCAGUGGCAGCUCUAAUUGAUGAGAAGAUUCUUUGCAUGCAUGGAGGUCUUUCUCCUGAUGUGCAUAAUUUGGAUCAGAUUAGAAACUUACAACGCCCCACUGAUGUACCAGACACAGGUUUGCUUUGUGAUCUUCUCUGGUCAGAUCCUAGUAAAGAUGUUAAAGGCUGGGGAAUGAAUGACAGAGGAGUUUCAUUUACCUUUGGUCCUGACCAGGUGACAGAGUUUCUUGAGAAGCAUGAUUUGGAUCUCAUUUGUCGUGCUCACCAGGUUGUGGAGGAUGGAUACGAGUUCUUUGCCAACAGGCAACUUGUUACUAUAUUUUCAGCGCCUAAUUAUUGUGGAGAAUUUGAUAAUGCUGGUGCCAUGAUGAGUGUGGAUGAGACUCUAAUGUGCUCUUUCCAAAUAUUAAAGCCUGCUGAUAAAAAGUCGAAAUUUAACUUUGGGAGCACAGCCACAGCGAAGGCUGGAAACACUUCAGGAGGUGGUGUUUUUGGAAGUACAACUACAGCCAAGCCUGGAAACACUCCUGCAGGAGUCAAGUCCUUCCUGGGUGCAAAAGUAUGACCAAGUAGACAUCAUGAACACGCUGAGAUUGGGUGACAGGAAAUUUGAGGCCCAUUUAGCUUCGUUAUAAUUUACUGAAAUUGUAUAAAAUGGGAAAUAGAAGCUAAUGCCAACGGAUCUAUUUUUACCCCCUUGCAUAAUUUUGUGAUUGAAGAUAGAAGGCAGUUCUCAUUCUCUUCCUGAAUGUACACUAAUAGCUGUUAAACUUGCUGCUGUUAAUUAUUUCCAUGUUACGCCUCA
Messenger RNA from Manihot esculenta (cassava), 1603 nucleotides. RefSeq names its product serine/threonine-protein phosphatase PP1 isozyme 2. The transcript has 4 exons. Gene Ontology annotation, cellular component: nucleus; cytoplasm. Gene Ontology annotation, molecular function: protein serine/threonine phosphatase activity. NCBI's taxonomy places the organism in Eukaryota, Viridiplantae, Streptophyta, Magnoliopsida, Malpighiales, Euphorbiaceae. The record is from RefSeq and is a predicted model, not a curated record. Bases 332 to 1363 code for a protein of 343 amino acids.